AUGGAGGCGAAUCUAUGUUUUCUCAAUGGAGGAUGUUAUGGCGGCGGAGGGAUUAAGUUUAAUCAAGUUAAUGUACGAUUCUACCGUAUGCCUUCUCGCCGUUUGCUUCCUGCUUCUUGUAAGAUGCGUCAGCGUAAUUUCAGCCUACAAAAUAAGAGGCAGCAGGCAAAGAAAAACAACCGUGAUCAUCCAGAAAAUACAAAUAUUCAGGUAAAUGGCGAUAAAGGCUCUGAUCCAGGCAUCUUCUCCAAAGACAGCAUUUCAGGUUCAAUUGAAGAGCUUGAACCCAUUUCUGAUGAUAGUAUCCCUAUUACGAGAGAAGCUGAACAUUUAAAUGAAGAUGAUACAAGGAAUUCUUCAGCACCAAAUGUAGUCGACUCUGUGGCAGAAGCUAAAAUUUCGUCAAAGAUUAUGGGUUCGUCCACCAAUAUACUGGGGAAAUUGGAAGGCGGGGAGCAACUUUCAGGCAUUCAUCUUCAAGAUUUGAUUGGGAUGAUAAGAAAUGCAGAAAAAAAUAUUCAUCUGCUCAACCAUGCUCGCAUCCGUGCACUCGACGAUCUUGAAAAGAUUCUUUGUGAUAAAGAGGCUUUACAGGGAGAAAUCAAUAUUUUGGAGACGAAACUGGCUGAAACUGAUGCACGGCUGAGAGUAGCUGCUCAAGAAAAGAUACACGUAGAACUCCUUGAAGAUCAAUUAGAAAAGCUGCGAAAUGAAUUGUCUAGCAGGAAUAGCAGCGACAGGCUCUUGUACAACAUGAAUGAUUCAUUUCCCUUUUCCCAAAAUAAUGAUGCGAAUUAUUAUAGUGAAGAACUAGAUGAAUGGAGAAUGGAGAAUAUCUCACUCAAGAAUGAGCUGCAAGCACUAAAGACAGAGCUUAGUAAUUUCAAGGAAACAGAUGAACGUGUUCAAAUAUUGGAGAAAGAAAGAUUAUCUUUGGAAUCAUCUCUAAAAGAAUUGGAGUUUAAACUUUCUGCUUCUCAGGAAGAUGUUUCAAACAUUUCUUCACUAAAAGCAGAGUGCAACAGUCUGUAUGAGAAGGUAGAGCAUUUGCAGCAGUUGUUAGAAAACGCAACCAAACAGGCUGAUCAAGCUAUUUUAGCACUACAGCAAAACCAGGAGCUCCGUAAAAAGGUUGACCGUCUCGAAGAAUCCCUUGAAGAGGCUAAUGUCUAUAAGCUCUCAUCAGAGAAAAUGCAACAAUAUAAUGAACUAAUGCAACACAAAAUACAAAUUCUCGAUGAGCGUCUUCAAAGGUCUGAUGAAGAAAUAGAUUCUUAUGUUCAAUUGUACCAAAAUUCUAUGAAGGAAUUUCAAGAUACACUUACUAAUUUGAAAAAAGAAAGCACGAAAAGAUCACGUGAUGACACUGUAAAUGAAAUGCCUUCGGAAUUUUGGAGUCGAUUAUUGCUAAUGAUUGAUGGAUGGUUCCUUGAGAAGAAGGUUUCAGCGGAAGAUGCAAUUCUGUUGAGAGAUAUGAUUUGGAAAAGAGAUGGAAGUAUUCGCGAUGCGUACAUGUCAAGUAAGGAAAAGACUGAGCGUGAAACCAUUGCCACAUUUCUCAGAUUAACAUUAUCGACGUCACGUCCAAGAUUACAUGUCAUUCAUAUUGCAGCUGAGAUGGCACCCGUUGCUAAGGUUGGUGGUUUAGGUGAUGUUGUGACUGGUCUAAGUAAAGCACUGCAGAAGAAAGGUCACCUUGUGGAAAUUGUGCUGCCAAAAUAUGACUGCAUGCGUUAUGAGCUUGUUCGAGACUUAAAGGCCUUAGAUGUGCCAGUGGAGUCGUACUUCGAUGGACGAUUAUACAAAAAUAAAAUCUGGACAGGCACUGUUGAAGGCCUUCCUGUUUAUUUUAUCGAGCCUCAACAUCCGGGUAAUUUCUUCUGGAGAGGUCAAUUUUAUGGAGAGAACGAUGAUUUUAAGCGAUUCUCAUUCUUCAGCAGGGCUGCUCUUGAGCUACUUCUACAAGUUGGCAAGAAACCAGAUAUUAUUCAUUGUCAUGAUUGGCAGACAGCGUUUGUUGCACCGCUUUAUUGGGAUCUAUAUGUGCCAAAAGGACUGAAUUCAGCUAGAAUUUGUUUUACAUGCCAUAAUUUUGAAUAUCAAGGAACUGCACCAGCUACAGAAUUAGCAUCAUGUGGUCUUAACGUUUAUCACCUAAACAGACCAGAUAGGAUGCAGGACAACUCAGCACAGGAUAGGAUAAAUUCUAUUAAGGGUGCAAUUGUAUUUUCCAAUAUUGUGACAACAGUUUCACCAACAUAUGCGCAAGAGGUGCGGAGUGCUGAGGGAGGACGGGGCCUUCAUUCAACACUUCACUCUCAUUCUAAGAAGUUUGUUGGAAUUCUAAAUGGAAUUGAUACUGAAGCAUGGAAUCCAGCUACUGACAAUUUUCUAAAAGUUCAGUAUAAUGCCAAUGAUAUCGAGGGCAAAGCAGAAAAUAAGGAAGAUUUAAGAAGAUGUCUCAGACUUUCUUCUAAUGAUGUCAGGCGGCCAUUGGUUGGUUGCAUAACAAGAUUGGUGCCUCAAAAGGGCGUGCAUCUUAUUAGGCAUGCAAUAUAUCGGACAUUGGAAUUGGGUGGACAGUUCGUUCUUCUUGGUUCCAGUCCAGUGCCACACAUUCAGAGAGAAUUCGAGGAUAUUGCAAACCAUUUUCAGAGUCACGAACAUGUUCGGCUGAUAUUGAAGUAUGACGAGUCGCUUUCCCACUUAAUUUAUGCAGCCACUGACAUGCUUAUUAUUCCAUCUAUCUUUGAGCCUUGUGGCCUUACGCAGAUGAUCGCAAUGAGAUAUGGUUCGAUCCCGAUAGCUAGAAAAACCGGUGGUCUCAAUGAUAGUGUUUUUGAUGUAGAUGAUGAUACCAUACCUGUUCAGUACAGAAAUGGAUUUACAUUUUUGACAGCUGAUGAGCAGGGAUUUAAUAAUGCUUUAGAGCGUGCUUUCAACUUCUACAAGAAUAACAUUGACGGUUGGAAACAGCUUGUCCAAAAGGACAUGGGCAUAGAUUUUAGCUGGGAAUCAUCAGCAUCGUUGUAUGAAGAACUUUAUGCCAAGUCUGUUGCCCGAUCUAGGGCUGCAAAUCGUGCUUGA
Fraxinus pennsylvanica is the source of this 3087-nucleotide messenger RNA. Lineage: Eukaryota; Viridiplantae; Streptophyta; Magnoliopsida; Lamiales; Oleaceae. The record is from the annotation of a GenBank genome assembly.